AUGUAUAACUCUGAAUACAACAUCGAUGCAACUCAGUUCCUGAAUAACUCCUUCAAAAUCGAGGUUCCGACAGUUGGAGCCACAUCCACUGUAUCUGUUAUCCUCCCUGAUGGACACUACAGCUAUACCGAUAUUAAUCGAAGCAUUCAGACGGCUCUCGUAAAUGCUGGAGCCGCUACUCCAACGACACUUCCUACAGCCGGUGGCACUUGGACACGACCAGCAAGUGGGCUUUAUUCGUCAGGCGGUACUGGUUUGCCAACAACAACGCGUGUCACUCGCAUCAUCAUUGAUAACGCCUCUUUUGGUAAAGUAGUAGGAUUGACUGCUGGUACGUAUCCUUCAGCGUCUGCAACGGUUUCAAGUGCUCAGCUGUCAAAUACCAUUCCUCAGAUUCACCCAAUCUCGAGCUACAUCGUUCGAUGCGACCUGAUCAAAAACGAGUAUGUAGGUCAAUUAAUCAGCUAUAAGCCGAGUCAGUAUGCUUGGAUGAACUGUCAUAACGGCGCGAGAACGUCUAUUACGAUCAGUAUUUAUAAUCAAAACGAUCAAAAGGUUAAGUUCCGUGAUACUUCUGUCUCGAUCAUGUUGUUGUUGAGGCCAAAAAAAUAA
Phytophthora infestans T30-4 is the source of this 612-nucleotide messenger RNA. RefSeq lists its product as uncharacterized. The record is from RefSeq and is a predicted model, not a curated record. Lineage: Eukaryota; Oomycota; Peronosporomycetes; Peronosporales; Peronosporaceae. The transcript has 3 exons. Bases 1 to 612 code for a protein of 203 amino acids.